Messenger RNA from Nerophis lumbriciformis (worm pipefish), 3129 nucleotides. The record is from RefSeq and is a predicted model, not a curated record. NCBI's taxonomy places the organism in Eukaryota, Metazoa, Chordata, Actinopteri, Syngnathiformes, Syngnathidae.
AUGAUCCACGUGCGCCACACCUCCCACCUUUCAGGCAGUGUGGGGGAGGAGUGGAGGAGCGGGGCUGCUAGUGGCAGAAAUCAAGUAGUGCUGGCCAAUGCUGUAUGCGUGAAAAGAGCCUAUCUUGUUGGUGGAGACGUCGUCACAAUUGAUCAGUCGUGGUUCAUGUCUGCACAGGGAAGCAAAGCUGCUUACACCUUUCUUGUCAUGACCGCGGGGGAGUGCUAUCAACAUACAUGUGCGGCAGCUUUUCCCAAGCCCACCGAGCAGGAUUUAGGUGGAGGAGACACCAUUUGUGCCUUCACUCCAUCUGACAGCUCGCAGGAGAUAAGCAACACCAUGGAGGUUAUCCGAGCAGAGACAGCAGUGUCAACCAAAAGCAAAGCCCCAUCCCCACCAGAACUGAAGAAUCUGGAUUCCUUGGAUUUCUCCCAGUGGUAUCCAGGAAACGCUGCCGUCACCAUGGACCACAAGGAGAAGCCUGUUGAUAAAGACCUCUCUUUGGUUGUUGUAUUGCCGGACGGUGUGGAAAAGAUGACCACAGUUCAUGGCAGUAAGCCUGUCAUGGAUCUGUUGGUGACGCUUUGCGGAAGGUAUCGCCUCAACCCGUCAAGUUACACUUUGGAACUCAUCACGGCGGGCCGGCACAACAUCAAGCUCAAGCCCAGCGCUCUCAUCGGCACUCUGGAUGUGGAAAAGAUCUUACUUAAACCUAAAGGGGAUGAUAAAAAUAAGAAGACGGGUCCUCAAAAGCCUGAGGCCACUGUUCGGAUGGUGAUAAACUACAAAAAGACCCAGAAAGCUAUCUUAAGAGUCAAUCCUCAAGUUGCCCUGACUGAACUCCUUCCUGCAAUCUGUGAGAAAUGCGAAUUUGCACUGGAGACAACAAUUCUAUUGAGAGAUGUGCAAUCCCUGGCCCCUUUGGACUUGUCCUGCUCCCUAAAUGAUUAUGCAAUCAGAGAGGUUUAUGCAAGAGAUACAAGAGGACUUUCUGAGUCUACUGUGUGCACAGCCUCACCAACACAUACAGCAGCAGUGACACCUGGAAAAGAUAAAAAUCAGAAAGAAAAAGAAAACAAGGGCCUCUUCAGCAAAUUUAGGAAAAGCAGGAAAACAUCUGAGCAGGCCACUACAGCUAGCGCCCCUGCUUCUCCGGUGCUCGUAAGCAAGCCUCGACCGCUUAGCAUGGCCUUGCCCAACUCCUGUUCACAUCCGCUAAUGUCGCCGACAUCGCCUGUCGGUGAUGUGCCCAAGAAGAGACGGGCUCCUCAGCCCCCCAUACUUGUGUCUCAGAGCUGCCACGCAGACCUCAGCACUCGCCAGAGGCUCUACUCUGAACCUGCUAUCCCAGUGGACUGUGAGAUUUCUGGUUUCAGUCGCGGCUCCUCAGCAGAAUCUUCACUUAGGAGGACUAAACGCAAGGCUCCUCCCCCACCAAUGUCUCCAGUUGGUGCUGGACCAGAAACUGUUCCUCCUCAAGAGAAUCUGCAAGACCCUGUAGGCGUUAAAACACUGGAAGAAAUCACUGAGGAGACAUCAGCAGCUGCAAAAGAGGUCCAUCAGCAAGACUCUGACAAGGGCAGUGGGGAAGAUCAGUCUCGUGAUCUAUCCUCAGAUGGCAACCAGCCACAGAGCACUACGGAUGAUUCAGCAUUUCAGAUCGAUGAAAGAAUCCCGACUGACCCAUCUCAAGCGGCGGAAAGUGUCUCACAAGUUGAAAGUGAACCCAGUCAGUCCAUUUGUGACGAACCUGUGCAUGAGAGUAUAAAAUUUGACCGCGGGGAUGUAACAAGUGACCUCCAGCUAGUUGCAGAAGACUCCCAGGUUGCUUCGGUUGAGGAAAACGCCCCCGCCCCCCAGGAGCAGUUGGUCAGCUCGCAGAGGUCAGAAAUUAUUGGCACGUCCUGCCCCGCUGGAGAGGACGCUCAGGUGCAAACAGAUUUAACAGCUUCCCCGGAGCCACUACCAGAACAUCAAGAACAGACAGAGCAAGUUGUGCCCUCUCCCUUGGAGUCUGGUUUGGAAUCAGCGAACAAUGUAAAGAAGGACAUAGCCACUGCAACAGAUGAGCCGCUAUCAGUGGACUUCAAAUCUAGCCAAACAUUAGACACGCCCCCGUGCCAAACGUCGACACCAAUUGUUGCCCCGAAAGUUGCGUCGAGCUCCACCUCGCAGCCCGAGCCAAAGCCGAAGCCCUCCAACGAGUUAACCAGGGACUACAUCCCUAAGAUAGGGAUGACUACGUACACUAUCGUGCCUCCAAAAUCAAGUGAGAAGCUGAGGUAUUUUGAAGUCGCACUGACACUGGAGACGCCCCCCGUUGCAGCAGAAGAUACACCCAGGGAAGAAAUACUGAGCACAACUAAUACUACUACUACCACUGCAGCAAACACUGUCAAUGGAUGCCAAGCUGAAGCCACUCACGCCUCAUCGCCAAGCAGCUCUACUAAAGCUGCUGACAGGUUCUUCUCCUCUCAAGCAGUUGCACCAGGAGAGGUUAAGGAGACUAAAAUUCCACCUGCAAUUAGACCAAAACCAGGAUCCUUCCGCUUGUCAAAGCACAAAAAGACGCCUGGGUAUUAUGUGACUUCAGCUGCAGAAAAAAGUCCUGUCGCCAAUACCCCUUCUGGCCACAAGGUCGACCAGGUAGACCGAGAGAUGUUACCACCCCCACCUCCUACUCCUCCAAUGCAGGGCAACAUUGAAGCCACUGAAGUUAGCCCAAGCCCUAAAAAGGACUAUAUACAAGACACACGUAUGACUAGGCAGAGCAGUAAGACAGCCAAAGAGCCAAGCUUCGGGUUAAGCUUAGAGAAGCUGAGGAGCUUUGCGGCCCCCAGGCCUUAUUCCCCUUCCACACCAUCUCGGUUCGCCCAAGCGGUGUCCUCGGCCGUCAAGAGGAGCCGAUCGCUGCCCCACAGCCCCAAAUCACCCAGCUCUCCGGUGACACCCUGUUCUCCAUCUGCAAAUCGCUUUUCAGCCAUUGAGCAAAACACAGUAUUGAAGUUCAAGGUUAAUGAGAAUGUUGAGGUGGCGAAUGGCAAAAGUUCUCCACCAGAUGACAAAGAACAGCCAGUUGUACCGAGUGAGCUUGUGCAGAUGGAUGGGAGGAGAGAGUCAACCAUAUAG